Paramacrobiotus metropolitanus is the source of this 1147-nucleotide messenger RNA. RefSeq names its product dehydrogenase/reductase SDR family member 11-like. The transcript is spliced from 5 exons. NCBI's taxonomy places the organism in Eukaryota, Metazoa, Tardigrada, Eutardigrada, Parachela, Macrobiotidae. The record is from RefSeq and is a predicted model, not a curated record. The coding region runs from base 191 to 964 and encodes 257 amino acids.
GUAUCUGUAAAACGUAGCUUCUUUACUGAGCUCUGUUUAUGGCACUACUUAGGCUUACUGGCCACAUUGAGCUUAACUUCAAAAACUUUAGUCUUGUUUUGUGCUACAAUAAGAAGAACUCUUAAUUCGUUAACCAAAAUCUGCAGAACUCGGCAGGUUUUCAUAGCAAAAUCCUCCUACCACAUUGGCCAUGGAUCGAUGGAAGGGACGAGUGGCUCUGGUAACCGGCGCUUCCGCUGGAAUCGGCUAUGCCAUCGCCGAUGCGCUUGCGCGUAGUGGAAUGGUGGUGAUCGGUUGCGCCCGCAAUACCGAGAAAAUUCUGGAAUUAAGCAAGAAGUAUGGGAAGGGAGCUGGCAGUCUGGAAGCCAUACAGUGCGAUCUGAGCCAACCAGACCAAAUUACGGCGAUGUUUCAACAAAUUACCAAAAAGCAUAAACAGGUUGAUGUGCUGGUAAAUAAUGCCGGACUGCUCCGGAUGGAUGAUUUACUGACGGGUCGCAUUGAGAAAUGGAGGGAAAUGUUGGAGGUUAACGUUCUUGGGUUAAGUAUCUGCGCGAGGGAAGCACUUAAAUUAAUGCCGCAAGAUGGAAACAUUAUCAACAUUAACAGUUACGUUGGGCACUUUCACACCAAUUUCAAGGGCAGCCAUUUUUACACGGGCACGAAACAUAUGAUUACGUCGCUUACGGAAUCCCUACACCGCGAAGUGCGCGCUAUGGAGCCGAAAAACAAUAUCCGAAUUACAGACAUUAGUCCGGGAGUUGUGGAAACAGAGAUUAUGCAGCGGUCGCUGGCUGAUGCUCCGCAAGCAACGGAUAUAUCAACCAUGCCAUCCAGAAGCUGGGAGUAUGAGAAGUUGAAAGGUCAAGAUAUUGCGGACAGCGUACUGUAUGUCUUGUCGGCACCGCAGCAUGUCAACGUCAAAACCUUGAUCGUUGCACCCACACAGCAACCCGAACUUUGAAUAUGUGAAAGCCUGACAUCUACAGUCGUAAUAUAUGACAUAAAUGCCCGCACGCCGCCUUUGAAAUUAAUAUUUAGCUGUUACAUAAGGCAUUUGUUUUCACUGGAUAUUUUGAGUUAUAAUAUUAUAAAAUUAUACAGAUUGUGGAUUUUUCACCAAGCGGAUUAAAUAAAUGACAAUUCA